Molecule: messenger RNA, 1388 nt
Organism: Sebastes umbrosus (honeycomb rockfish)
Lineage: Eukaryota; Metazoa; Chordata; Actinopteri; Perciformes; Sebastidae
Exons: 4
Coding region: 261-701 (146 amino acids)
Molecular function (GO): carbohydrate binding
Source: RefSeq, a predicted model, not a curated record
CUGCAUGAACCCACUUCUUUUAACCAACUUUUUAUCCAAAUUAUUUAUAAUGAACUGAGUUUAUUCAGCCUGUAAUAUAUCCCCCCCAUCCUCUCCCUCUCUGCCCGUCUCCCACCAUCACCACCACCGCCAAAUUGGGAGCCUGUCUCUAUGACAACGUGGUACAGGCGGGGUUUUCCAGCUGGAGGCAGAGUCAGUCAAUCAGUCCUCAGUUGGCAUCACCGCUCCAAACCUCCACACCGCAUCACGCCCUGAGUGGAAUGGAAGAAGAAAAGGACCAGAAAGACAAUGGGGAGUACACAGGAGAGAUAAAGGGUGGGAUGAGGCCUUCAAUGAAGCUGGUUGUUAUGGGAAUUAUUAACAAAAAACCCAAAAGCAUCGAGGUGAUUCUGUCCAGUCAGCCUCUGGAGGAGGUGACAGACGCUGAUGUAGGACUUCAGUUAAAGGUGAGCUUCAUGGAUAAGGCCGUCCAGCGAAACGCCCGCCAGGCUGGGAAGUGGGGACGACCUGAAACUACCCUCUCCUACUUCCCUUUUGCAGCAGGAGAAUCCUUCAAGAUGGAGAUAGUCUGUGAGCACCAGCAGUUUCGUAUCUUGGUGGACGGACAGCCUCUGUGUGGAUUCACCCACCGGAUCUCCCCUCUUGCCUCCCUCACUGCCUUACGAGUCGUUGGAGACGUACAGCUCACCAAGGUGGCCUAGCAGCAGCCUCUCAUGUUGGGGACAUUACACAACACAUACAGUUAGAAUAAUACUACUUUUUGAGUGAAUAAAUUAACCCAUGACGGGGAAACAAAGUUACACCUGCCUCGUAAUCACGUGUUAAGUGCCUUCACUAGAUUACCUGUUUGGGGACUUGAAGAUAAUGACUGAAUGUAACAGUCGUCAAUGUCUUAACUACAACCGAGGAAUGUGAUUUGAACUGAAGCAAAUGUGGUCUAAGCUAGAAUAAUAUUUUCCCCUUCCUAUUUGUACAAACGUGAUGCGUCACUGCUAAAAGGAGUGCCUCAUCCGUCUUUGUGCAUCCAAAUCUCAGACGUGUGUCUUUGAUUUCUCUGGAGUUAACCUUUGAAAGCACUUACGUUUACGAGCGCCUGCAUGAAGAUGAAUGUUUCUGAUAUCAACUGAUUGUCAAUCUGUGGCCGACCAAGUACUGUAACAGGUGUAAUAAUGUCAAACGAUUUAGCCUACAUUAGUGCAUGCCAGUAAUAUUUCACUCCCCUCAGUUUGCCUCCAAAGAUGGAGGGAUUAGGUUAUAUCACACUUUCUGUUACCAUUAUCAGCUUUAAAAAGCCACUAACGCCCACUGAUUUAUGUACUUUUAAUUUACCCCUGAGCACUUUUUAUGAUUCAUAUUCACUGCAAUAAAUCACUUUUGUUGUUAUGUUU